UCCAAUGGAAACACUCGAGUCGAGUGGAUAGGAUAGGACAUCAGUUCCUUGAAUUUUGUUGGUUAUCGCGAAACGUAGUAAUGGCCUCAAUACCAUUAUGCACAACUCACCUCCCCUUCACUUCCGAACCUAAAAAAUCUCAACCUUUUUUGGCCAAAUUCAGUUCCCAGUUUCUGGGUAUCCAAAACACAGGUGGUUGGGUAAGACCCUGCAGAAUUGGACCCUCCAAUGGCUCGAGAGCAAAGUGCUGGUUCAAGUUUGGUAAAAAUGGUGUUGAUGCUGAAGGAGCUGGAAUUUAUGGCAGCCAAUCCCGUGAUGACUUUGAUAGAGAUGAUGUUGAGCAGUACUUUAACUACAUGGGGAUGCUCGCUGUGGAAGGUUCAUAUGAUAAGAUGGAGGCUCUCCUAAGUCAAAAUAUUCAUCCAGUAGACAUCUUAUUAAUGUUGGCUGCUUCAGAAGGUGACAAACCAAAAAUUGAAGAGUUAUUAAGAGCUGGAGCAAAUUAUACUGUGAAGGAUGCAGAUGGAAGGACCGCUCUUGAUAGAGCCAAUGAAGAAAUCAGGGAAUUCAUCCUCGAGUUUUCAGUUCAAAAGGCAUGAUUAUUGAUUAAGAUAAAUCUGCCAAUCCAUUUGCUUGCAUCUUCUCAGGCUAUCUGUUUUUCCUUUGUUUUUUUAAUGGGCGAAGACAUAUCAAGCUAUCUGUGAGUUUGACCAUUUAGUCUUUUCUUUUGCCAAGAAAUAUAAGACAACGUUUUGAUGGUAAAAUGAAAAUUGAAGGGAUGAUCCGAGUCAGAGUCAUUUUAAGUGUAUUGAUGUAUGCUCGGACUUCACAUAUUUAAUGUGCACUUCGGCUAUACAGAGGACAAUUCUUUAAUAGUUAA
This is a messenger RNA of Manihot esculenta (cassava), 880 nucleotides long. RefSeq names its product protein LHCP TRANSLOCATION DEFECT. Gene Ontology annotation, cellular component: chloroplast envelope; chloroplast stroma. The transcript is spliced from 2 exons. Gene Ontology annotation, biological process: intracellular protein transport; granum assembly. NCBI's taxonomy places the organism in Eukaryota, Viridiplantae, Streptophyta, Magnoliopsida, Malpighiales, Euphorbiaceae. The coding region runs from base 81 to 599 and encodes 172 amino acids. The record is from RefSeq and is a predicted model, not a curated record.